Henningerozyma blattae CBS 6284 is the source of this 549-nucleotide messenger RNA. RefSeq names its product Vps68p (gene VPS68). The transcript has a single exon. NCBI's taxonomy places the organism in Eukaryota, Fungi, Ascomycota, Saccharomycetes, Saccharomycetales, Saccharomycetaceae. Gene Ontology annotation, cellular component: fungal-type vacuole membrane; Vps55/Vps68 complex. The coding region runs from base 1 to 549 and encodes 182 amino acids. The record is from RefSeq and is a predicted model, not a curated record. Gene Ontology annotation, biological process: protein targeting to vacuole; late endosome to vacuole transport via multivesicular body sorting pathway.
AUGAACUUAGAAAACGAAAGACCAGCAAGACUAUUUAGAUUACCAUUCAAACUACCAACAUCAGCUAGUGCCCGCAAAGUCGGUGUCUAUUUAUCAGGUCUAUUAUAUGCCCUAGGGUUUUGGCUAUUUCUGGAUGCAGUUUUAUAUUCAAAGCAUGCAAAUGGGUCAGAUAUACAUGUUACCUUUGUAGAUUGGAUUCCAUUUCUUUGUAGUACAUUUGGUAUGCUAAUUGUUAAUUCUAUUGAAAAAAAUAGAUUGUUAAGCUCCAAUUCAAGUUUAGGUGGCUCAUUAAGUGGCGGACUGGAUUCUCAUAUGGCUUCACAAGCACGUUUUGUUUUAUUUGUUGGAUUUGCUUUAUUGGCUGGAGGAUUAGCAGGAUCAUUAGUUGUACUAAUUAUCAAAUUUUUAGUAAGAGAUUAUAAUACUUAUCCAACCGUAGGUAUGGGUGUGAACAAUGUAUUAGGGAAUUUGUGUAUCUUAAUGAGUUGUGUUGUCUUAUGGAUCGCUCAAAAUGUUGAAGAUGAUUAUUCUUAUAAUCUAACUUUAUAA